AUGGUAACCAAAACCGCCAUCGCUCUGCUCGCAGCGGUUUUCCCGCUUGCUCUUUCUGUGCCUCUUACCGGAAGCAAAUCGGAGCUUCGCCUCGUCAAGACAUCUGAGGAUGACGCCGGACAAUGGGUGACUGAGCAAGAGAAAUUCGACAGAUUCACCUCCAAGAACAUUGGGUUCAUUGACAUCACCGAUAUAAAAGAUGAGGAAGUGUUGUCCAUUUUGUCAAAGCCAACUUAUGAUACAUCUCUCGCCGCUCGUGCUGUCGUAUACCCAAGCAGUGUCUCGCAUGUGGACGAAGCGAAUGCACUCAUUGCAAAUGUAUCUACAGCUGGCCCGCAAUCUUGGUUGACAACAUUCACUGGGUUCACUACGCGCCAUUAUCGCUCGACUACUGGCACGCAGGCAUCGGCUUGGCUGUUCGACCAAGUCUCCAGCAUCGCUGCCGCAAGGCCCGAGAUUACUGUGCAGAGGUUCGCCCAUACGUGGAACCAACCUUCAAUUAUUGCUCGCCUGCCUGGACGGACGUCCAGUCUCAUCAUUGUCGGUGCUCAUCUUGACUCCACCGCCGGCUCAACGACAGCCCGCAGUCCAGGCGCGGAUGACAAUGGCUCUGGAUCUGUCACCAUCCUAGAAGCCCUCCGUGUGAUUACCCAAUCGGAUUUCACCCCCAAGAACACGAUUGAGUUCCAUUGGUACGCCGGCGAGGAGGGAGGCCUUCUCGGUUCCCAGGCCAUCUUUGCCAACUACAAGUCCACUCAGAAGACUGUCCUUGCCAUGCUCAAUCAAGACAUGACUGGCUUCUCGCCGAGCAACCAGCUGGCCGUGUAUACUGACUACGUCGAUGCAGCUCUGACACAGUAUGUCAGAGUCAUUGCUACUCAGUACACGGGAGCCGCGCCUCUUACCACACGAUGCGGCUACGGGUGCUCCGACCACGCAAGUGCUCGAUCAAAUGGAUUCCCAUCUGCUUUUGUCAACGAGGACACAUUUGAGAGGUCCAAUCCCAACAUCCAUAGCGCUGCAGACUCUCUUGAGAAGAUACAGUGGCCAGCUAUCCUUCGCCAUGCCAAAUUCACGGUUGGAUUUCUUGUGGAGGCAUCAUAUCUUUGA
This is a messenger RNA of Trichoderma reesei QM6a, 1110 nucleotides long. RefSeq lists its product as uncharacterized. Gene Ontology annotation, molecular function: metalloexopeptidase activity. Gene Ontology annotation, biological process: proteolysis. Bases 1 to 1110 code for a protein of 369 amino acids. NCBI's taxonomy places the organism in Eukaryota, Fungi, Ascomycota, Sordariomycetes, Hypocreales, Hypocreaceae. The record is from RefSeq and is a predicted model, not a curated record. The transcript has 5 exons.